Tigriopus californicus is the source of this 5141-nucleotide messenger RNA. Its product is annotated as RIMS-binding protein 2-like. The transcript is spliced from 2 exons. Lineage: Eukaryota; Metazoa; Arthropoda; Copepoda; Harpacticoida; Harpacticidae. Gene Ontology annotation, biological process: neuromuscular synaptic transmission. The record is from RefSeq and is a predicted model, not a curated record. Gene Ontology annotation, molecular function: protein binding. Bases 563 to 4819 code for a protein of 1418 amino acids.
AACACACUGAAAACUCGUGUGACUCUCCAGAGAGCCAGAGGUCUCAGAGUCUUAGUUAGUUGCCACCUUUUAACGUGAAAUUCUUACAACAUUUGUGACAGAGGUGCUUUCUCCCGUGAUGUCAAAGAGGUCCUUUCUCCAAUACCGUGACUCAUGUCCCUGAGCAAAAUCCAUAACAAGCCUUUUUUGCCCAGAGACCUGUGAAUAAACCGAGAAGAAACCUCGUUUCAGGCAGAAGGCAUUGAUUGAGGACGACAAGGAGGACGAGAACGAGGAGGAGAAAUCGAGAAUGCAAGCUCGAGGAAGCCCAUUUCAGGACAAACUUGAGACAAGAGACGGAUGCUGCUCAUCCUAUGCAGUAUGAAGUGCCAGUAGCAUUGGCGGUAGAACUAGUGUCAGUGCUCGGGAGUGCGGUUUGGCCAAGAUCGGAGGAACCAGAAAAACCACUCCGUCAAAAAACUUGUGGCUUCAAAUAUGCUUGGAAUUGAGGAUCUUGUUGGCAGCUCCUGGCUCCGCUUGAGAGCGUGAGAGGUUGACGUAAUCUUUCAAACUAUUUUCGGAUAUGGAGAAGGAAGUGGAGAAGCCCAAGCGGUCAAGGAUUAGCAAUCCCAAUAUUAGGCCCAAUGUUCGAGCCACUUCGGCCGGAACGGGCCUCAGAAGCCUCGAGAAGAAGAACAAGGAGCUGAGUAAUGCAACCAAGGAACUCGAGGAGAAAAUGAAGAACCUCAAGAAUCGUACCCAACACAGAUCAUUGCCCAAGGUCAGGGCUGCAUCCGCUCCGCCGCGUGAGCUUCCAACGGCACCACGUGAACGAAUGCGCAAACCAGCCUCAAAUGUCUCGUCAAGGUUGCGUGAGCGCGAAGCCGAAUUCCAGCGCCAAGUUCAGGAUCGCGAGGAACAGAUUAACCGGUUGAAGGAGAGGCUCAAAGUGGUGAGCAAGAAGUUGUCAGAAGCCAAGGAUGGCGGUCAAGUGGAUAUUUCGAAACUGGAGAAAACGCUUCAAUUGGAGAAUGGCAUGGAGUUGCAAUGCAUCAUCAAACAGGUGACAAAGGAACGCCUCCAAUUGGAACGACACCUGCAGAUCGCCAAUGACUCUCUGCAGAAGAACAACGGGGUGGACUUGCAACGCUUCCUGGAACUGGAAUCCACCAACCAUCAUCUCAAACAACAACUAGAUUCUUUGGACACCUUACAGAAUGAGCACAGGCUUGUGGAAAUUCAGUUCAAGGAAAAGGAUGAGGCUUGCAAAGAGCUCAUGAAUACAUUGAACUUCAAGUCAGCCCUUUGUCAAGACCUUGAAUCUCAAUUGGCCAGGGUCAUUGAAAAGAACACCGAGUUGACAAUUGCUAAUAGCGAUCUGCAGAAGAAGGUUGUUGAGCUGCAGGACGUAAGUGAGGAAUGCCAGACACUCAAAUCUACCCUGUCUUUGGUGGAGAGUGAAUGUGUGAAUGCACAGUCAGAGGUCAAAAACCUCUCUGGUAAAGUCCGCAGUCUUGAGAAUGUCCUCGACGAGAUGCACAGCGCGGCUGAGAAUAGGCGAGAGAUUGAAAGACAAUACAAAGAGGCGCUGGAGAAUCUGAAAAGAAAACAAGAUGAGGUGGAAGAUCAAGCCACCAAGAAACAAGCUGAUUUGAUAGACGAAAUGAAGCGCAAAAUCGUUCUACUUGAACGGGAAAAGCAAUCCCAGAACGAAAAGCAUCAAGAGCUAAUUCUCGAGAUGGCAGAGUUAAAAAAGUAUGGCCCGGAAUCAAUAUCGUCGGAUAUGGAACAGCCCUCAGAUAACUUGGAAAUUGACGAAAUCAUGGCCAAGCUUGAACAAGAUAACAAGUUCCUGGCUGAUCUGGAAAAACAGAGAGCCGAGAAAAAGAGCGAAAGCCCCCUCCAUAGGACCAACUCGGCAAUCACUGAUUCGGGGUUUCUCUCCCAGAGUAGCCUGAAUGGGUCCAGUAACAGUCCGACAUCGAGGAACAACAUAAACCACUCAAACUCAAACGGGAGCUUGAACAAGAUUCCUGGAGUCUCUGGUGACGAGAAAAUCAAUCUUUUAGGGGGCGGAGGAGCAGGACUUCUAAAAGCAAAGCCUCAUUAUGGCAGCAAUGCAAUGAUAGAUAAAGAUGGUUCCAUUGAAAUCCCUGGGAAAGGAUGGUGUUUUGUGUAUUUGGCCCGAUAUUCUUACGAUCCGUUUCAGCACUCUCCCAACGAAAGCCCAGAGGCAGAGUUACAAGUGAACGCGGGUGACUAUAUUUUGGUGUGGGGGGAUGUUGACGAGGAUGGGUUCUUUGACGGUGAGCUCCUGGAUGGACGAAGGGGUUUGGUACCUUCCAAUUUUGUUGGAAAAUUGGAAGGACAGGAUCUGGAAGACUUCCACCAGCAAGUGAUCUUGGGCCUUGGCGAUUGUGAUGACUCUGUGUGCACCUCCGUCCCUCAUGACCUGGAUUUCUUAAGCUCUGAUGAAGCAGAUGAAAAACCGUAUAAGUUUUCCCAAGCGUCCAACCAUCAGCCCUUUACUCCCAUGGCGAAGAAGAACUUGCCCCAGUAUGCCUCCUGCACUGACCUGGAAGCCACAGAAGAUGAAGGAGACGGGAACCAUAAUGAGAAUCGUAUCCCUGCUCCUAAGCAAUUAACCCUGGAAGCUUUGCAAAACAAGUCAUUGGUAAUUGGUUGGAACCCACCGGAUUAUCCUGUGAACAAAAUUGAUUGCUAUCAGGUCAUUGUUGAUGGGAUUGUCCAAAGUACUAUCCGAUCCAAUGAGAGGAGCUUCAAGGCUGUUGUAAAUGGAGUAAAUGCCACCAUAAUCCACAGAGUGAGUGUCAAAACUAUUGGCCUCAACAGAAAGACGUCCCACGAAGCCGCUUGUACCAUGGUAAUUGGCAAGGAUGCCCCCUUGGCCCCAACCAGUGUGAAAUCCAUCCGAACGACCAGCACCACCUCAAACCUAACUUGGAUCCCGUCUAACUCCAAUUUCAUGCACGAGAUUUGUGUCAACAAUGUGGAAGUGAAAACUGUCAAGCCAGGGGUGUUUCGACACACUCUCACUGGCCUCCAACCAAAUACCAGCUACAAAGUGACCAUCCGUGCCAAAAACAUCAAAGCAGCACCAUACAUUUCCGGUCAUAAUCUGCAGAGUUUGUCCUCCAGUGUGGAGAUUCGAACCGAGCCUAAGGGCCUACCCGAGGCCCCAGUUGAUAUCCAAGUCGAUGCAGGGCCAAGAGAAAAGACACUCCUAGUAUCAUGGCUGCCGGUUACAAUUAACCCUUCAGGAACUUCCAACGGCGCUCCUGUCACUGGUUACGUGGUCUAUGCUGACGGCCGGAGGUUAAAAGAUGUCGAAUCCGGGACCGCAGACCAAGUUGUCAUUGACUUGGACAAUCAAUUCACACUCAGCCGAAUCACUGUCCGGACCAAAAGUUUGGAUAACCUGUCCAAAGAUAGUGAACCUUGUGUCAUUCCUCGUAAUCUGGUUCCUACCUGCCCACCUAAUCCCUCGAAGUCUGCAGUUCGAAACGGGCAUCAUCAUGAGUCAGACUCUGAAGAUGAGUAUCUGGAUCAGAUAUCCCAGAACACCAUGAAGAUACCUACCCUCAAUGGAUACGGAUCGAAACCCCGGGAAGUAAUUAUUAAUUACAGUAGUGGCUAUCCUGAGCUGGACUCGGACAUUGGUCCGUCGGAGUUGUCAGAUAUCGCGGAGGAGCCUGAAGAGGGGUUGACAGACAGUGACAGCAGCUGUUGUUCCACCCCAAAAAUGAAGUCUCCCAUAUAUUACAAGGAGGCGAAAUCGCCAAUCAGCAAUUACAAAUCCAAUUAUAAUGCUCCAAACAAAUGGGACCCCACGGUAGAAAAAGUCAGCACUAGUCAGUAUACAGUUUCACCAUUGUCAUCCUCCCAAAGUACGUUCACAACGUCGAGUUCAGUCACGUCCACGUCCUCUUCUUCAGUGCAGAACGUGCAGACGUCAAAGCAUUUCACCAACGGCAAAAAUGGCACCAAUGGCACCAACGGCUUCCAUAAACCAUCCAAUCAUUCUUCAUCUUCUCUUUACCGGCCCACGAUACAAAUCAGUCAGCAUGAUAUUAAUAACACCAACUCGAACUCAACCAUGCUCAAUGGAAACAGCCAUCUCAAACCGGAACGAAUCCGGAUCUUUGUGGCUCUCUUUGAUUAUGAUCCCCUGACAAUGUCUCCCAAUCCAGAGUCCGCCCACGAAGAGCUGCCCUUCCGUGAAGGUCAACUCAUCAAGAUCUAUGGCGAAAAAGAUCCGGACGGUUUCUAUUGGGGCGAGGCCGCCAAUAAGCGCGGCUACGUCCCUUGCAAUAUGGUGUCGGAAGUUCAGGUGGAUGACGAGCAUGUGGCCGAAGAACUCUUUCGCGAGCAAUCCUCGUCAUCCUCCAAAGCUAAUGGAUCCGCAAAUCAUACCACCACAACCAAACUUUCUGCCUCAAAUAUCGACGACAGAUGGGGCGAUAUCUAUGAGGACAUGCCCGCCAAACGAAAACUAGCCCUUUAUGACUAUGACCCACACGAACUCUCGCCAAAUGUGGACUCUGAGGUGGAGCUCUCAUUCAGAACUGGCGACCUGAUCUUUGUCUACGGAGACAUGGACGACGAUGGCUUUUUCAUGGGGGAAAUCGAAGGCAAACGAGGAUUGGUGCCUUCUAAUUUUCUGACCGAUGUCCCACCGGGCUACGAUCCCAAGCAAUUGAUGAGGAUAAUGGCUCAAGCUGGACCCAUGCCCGUCCCAUACAGUUCAUCAUCAACCACCAGCGUUCAGAUUCAUCAUCCCAAUCAACCCCGGAUACUUGGUCAGCAGAAGCGGUGGUGAAAUCCAGUGUGUUAGGAUCCCUCUUCCAGUAUGAAAUGGGAUUUCAUUGUGUUACAUUUGGAUCUUUGGAUCUAAAAUAAAACGGACGCCUCGAAAGAAUGUGUGAUAAACUCUCGGAAAACUGAUGCCAAAGAUUCAGUCCGUGUUACUCUCUCAGUUUGUUCUUCUGUGGUGGGUGAACCUGCCAAGAAUCAAUUAUUUUGCAUCAUAUAUGGGAUAUCACUUUUUCGCAUAUUUUCCCCCACCCUCAAAGAGAUCCUCAAUGUUCUAUAAUUUGCAUCACUUGAUACAAAGCUCAAUAAAAUUCAUUUUGCUAGGAUAA